Messenger RNA from Botrytis cinerea B05.10, 3846 nucleotides. RefSeq lists its product as hypothetical. Bases 1505 to 2746 code for a protein of 413 amino acids. The record is from RefSeq and is a predicted model, not a curated record. NCBI's taxonomy places the organism in Eukaryota, Fungi, Ascomycota, Leotiomycetes, Helotiales, Sclerotiniaceae. The transcript has 5 exons.
GAGCAGCUUUAUGUCGACAGAAAGGGUUGCGAUAGAAACGGAACACAGUGCUCCAAUCAAUGACUGUCCAUGAAGAAAAGACGACGAGGUACCGGGUAGGUCUGAGUGUGAAUCUCUGCAUCGGACCGGUGAACUUCUACGAUGGAUUGAUUGGUAACGAGCAAUCAUUGCGCAUUCACCUCCCUCUCUCCCUCUCUCCUCUCCUUCCCCUCUCCUCUUCCCUGGUCAGCAGAAUACGCAUCCACUCCUCAUACACACACACUACUGCACCACCACCCGAAGUAAUCAAAUUAUCGCCAGUUUUCCACCACUCCCAACUCACGGAUCUGCCAAAAAGAGAUUUCGCUAGUCGCAAGAGUUGGAUCAUCCUCGAUUCCCUCAUACCGGCUCUUCCCACCGAAAAGGGCAACCAUUCGCCAUUUUGGGUUGAACCGCCCGCCCAUCAAGUGACCACGGGAAUUCUUAUUAGAUGAUUAGAAAGGCAGAGCGAGAUUGUUGACCUGUCCAUGGACCAGCUGGGGGCAAGGGAGCGCGAAGGGGAAGAGGAUGUGAAGCUAUAAACUCGAGUGGUAAACUUGUAAUAAAUCCCUUCUUGGCUAUAUUUCCUAUUUCCCUCCACCCAGCCAGUUCGAUUCAGUUACGAUAUCGUAUUCUCUUGUACCCUAGAUUACGAUUCCAAAUUUCAUUACUUGACUACCCAGGUACUUAUUACUACUAACCGUUAAACAUACCUCCUACCUUAGUAUCAUCUAUCGUACAUCCACCAAGAAAAAAAAAAGAUUAAUCUCUUUCCAUCCUUUUUUUCCUUCCCUCCCUCAUUAUCAUCACUUGCCUAACAACACGAUUUUGCACCUCUUUUCGACCUCUUUCCGACUGCUCAAGAACGCCUUGCCCCCCGACACCAACGAAAGAAAUAACGAUAUUCAUUAGCACAAGUGAUCCAGCGAUAUUGCGUACACGUAUACACAUAUAUAUAUAUAAAUAUUGGCCGGUCGGAGUAGUUUUGGUUGUUCCUUUCUCCUGCUCGAAUCCGAAGACUUGUUGCUUGAUUCCACCAGGUGUUCAGUCUCAGCCAUUGUUGUUGUGCUUGCCGGGUUUUCAUUUUUUGGUGAGUUGAACUUUUUUUCCCUCAUGAAAAAAAAAAAAAAUCCAGUAGUGAGACACAAAUUUUCUCUUGCUUCGCCUUUUCUUUCCCCUCCUUCAAAACAUCCACACGCCGCUUUCGCUGCUAUUACAAUAUCAAUUUUCAAUCCUCGGCUACAUACUUCAAAGCGUUUUUUUCUCCUUGUGUGCGCUCCAAUCUUCGAGGGAUUUUGCCUCCAAGCAUCAUAUCGGGAGGUUAUUGACUUUACUUCAGUCGAUCAUUACUAAUAGCACGAGAUCAUUAUACAGAAUUCCAUACUCACGACAAUCUCAGUCGUAUACGUUCCUUUCAAUCAGAUCGAGCACCCUGCUGGCCUUCAGUUCUUCCGAAGCAUCUAUUCGAAUUGACGAUAUACCAAAAAUGUCUUAUUACGAUAAUCAGCAAUGGUCUGCCUCCGGGCAACCUUCUUGGGAGCAACAAACCCCACCUGCUCGUUCUGGCGCCAGCUCAGUAGUUCCGCGCGAGGACUCCACUGCUUUCAGCACACAAAUCGAGGAGGUCGACCGUGCCAUUGACAAUCUGGUCAAGAGUGGAAAAAUGUUCAACCUACCAGCUGGCGGUCGUCGUGAUUCCAUGCCAAUGGUUGGUCCUUCGAGAACCUUCCCGGAACAAUUCGAUCCUCGAAUGACUGCUGGUCCUCCACGACACCAUUCGGUUAGCGAUUUCGGUGAUGCUCGGUCUUUCUCGGGAUCCAAUCUUCAGAAUUUCUAUGCCAACCAGCGACACCAACCAUCGAGAUGCGCAAAUGAAGCCGAACAAGUGAUGCAGGCGAAGAGGAGAAUGGCGGCUCAGCGUGAGAGAGAAUUGCGCAACUAUCAUCAAGAGCAGCAAUAUAAUCGAAGCGUUACAGCUGAGAUCUUGGGAGGCAAACCAGACCGUAUCGCAAGCCCAGGUAGCGGUAUGAGCGAGGAAGAACGUCGUGAGUUGAUUGCCCGUCAGCGAAGUGCUCUCUAUGGAGAGGGACCAGCCUUCAAUGCCGAAAAUGGCAGCUUCGAUGAAAAUGGAACCCCACGCCCAACAAAUCAGGGGUCCACCUCGCAAAACCUUAAUGCUGCACCAGGUGCGAUCAGAGGACACUCGCCUCUUGCCUUUGAGCACUUCAAUUCUCAAGCUAGCCAGGCGGAAAACUCGAAUCAGCAAAAUGCUACCGAGUCCCAAUCCGCUGCAGCAGCACAGGCUCCAGGUCAACAACGAUCUCGCGCUAACAGCACAUCCUCCCCAUCAUCCAAUCCUACCAGCUUUAGCUUAUUCGAAUCUGCUGCUCAACAGUCUAGUCGAACUUCGACUUCCUCCCCCGGUGGGUCCCCACCACGCCAAGGAGGAAAGGCUCCCGCUAGCGGCGUGGCUCCAAUUGGCACUAGACCCAGUGGUCAAGCUGCUAACCCAGCUUUAAAUAAGCGAUCCACUACCCCUUUGCCAUCUCCACUAAGCUAUGGCUUUGCUGCCAAUGAUUCAACUACUGAAUCUAAGGAUGCAAGAACGACUUCCGCUUCGUCAAACCCCAACCCACAAGGACAGACUGAAAGUGGACUAGGCUGGGGAUCCAAGAGCGGUGUUUGGGGCAACAAGAAUCUUGGUGUACAGGCUUCGGUAUGGGGAUAAAUUUGGCAUGGGAAUAUGAAUGAACAUAGAACACAGGCGCGAAUGGACAGGGGUAUGAUUGAUUGAUAUCUGCAUAUGUUUGCGCGUGGUGGGUGGGAAUGGACAAAAAGAAUAUCGAUAAUAAGCUUGGCAUGGCAGGCGUAUGGAACCUUUGCAGAAUUUAUCGGCAGGCAGGUUCUGGACGGAGGGGAGCGAGUUUUUCACCACCUCGCUAUCAUGCUUUGCUUUCAGCACAUAUUGCGGGAGUCUAAAUGAAUCUCGGCAACGGCAACAAGGGAGGAGUCUUUUACUGUUUUUUUCACUCUCGGAUGUUCAAAUGGUAAUAACGGGUAGGCAUGGAUUCUGCUGUUUUGUUUUUGUCUCCUGGCAUUUACGGCGAAACAACAAUCUGGGGGUCUUGAAGUGGGGUUCGAUAUCUUGCAAAGGUUUUGGUAUGGGUGUUUGCUUUUCGUUUCCUACACAUGGGGUGUUAUGUUUCGAGGUGGGAAAACUAUAUCAAGGAGGGAGUAAAAAUUAAACAACAAAUGGAAUAGUGGGAUGAAAUUUGACGAUCUUGGGCAUGGAAUGGAAUGGAAUUAAAAGUCUCUUGAAUCACUGGGGAUGAGCGCUUUCACCUUUCGUUUUGUGUGUUGUGUGCGUGUGAGAUUUCCUGAAUUUACUUCGCUCGCUUGUGGUCCUGGUUUUGCGUGAGAGCGUUCUGCUGUGACGUCUCAUGGGGUUAGGUCUGGGGUAUGAUGUGUGAUGGUAUGGGAUUGGCAUUGAUGGGAUCAGGAUUCUCUUUUUUGUAGGGUUUAUUGAGGGGGAGGGGUUUGUAAUUAAGAUGUUUGCGUCUUUGGGAAAUGGGUAAUGGUAUUUUAGUGACUUGGGAGGGGGCGGGUCAAGAGGAGGGGGCAGGUCAUCAGGCCGGGUACAAUAUUUGGAUGGGUUAUAUACGGAAUGGCAAAUUAAUUCGAAUGGAACACAAUUUGGUACAUAUACAUAAGUUUGUUUUUGUUGUGGAUGCAAUUUAACGUUCAAAUGGUUUGAUCUGGGUGAAGUGAAUGUAUGCAUGAGUAUUGGUAAUGUAAUGCAAUGAGAUGGCCAUUUGUAAAUGUCCGGCA